GAAACUUCCUGGGAACUCAAACUGUUUUGUGAAAACUGUGAAAAUGUUGCAUAUAAGGUAAGGAUCCAAGUAGUUAUGCUUCAGCAAACUUCUUGGAUGCAAACUAUUACCGGAUUUAGGUACAGGUAUAGGUAUAGGCAUAUAAUUAAUAUUGACAUACCUUCCUGCAUACUAAUUCGGUAUAGGUUUACUAAUGAGCCCGGUCUUCCUUAUUCAAUAGAAACAAUAGGCUUGCCUAGGCUUGCACGGUAAGUAACUUUAGUCCGGUUUGCCGGAACGUCUAUUUGAAUAAUACGAAUAAGACAAGCGAUCACCUGGUAACGCGAGAAACGGCUUAUGUCUUCUAUUUAGUGCUAAAAAUCGGAUAGAUAAACAAAACACACACACACACACACACAGAAAGUGGAGCCAUUUAUCGCGUUGCCAGGUGAUUGCUCCUCUUAUUCCUGUUUUUUAAAUAGACGUUUCGGCAAACCGGACUAAAGUUACUUACUGGGCAAGCCUAGGCAAGCCUAUUAUUUCUAUUAAAUAAUGGCGACGCUCAUUAGUAAACCUAUACCGAAUUAGUAUGGAUGAAGGUAUGUGAAUAUUAAUGCUUUACCUACCUAUACCUAUACCUAAAUCCGGUUAAGUUUGCUAAAACAUAACUGAUCCACGUUUAAUAUACCUGCUUUUAUCUUACGUCGCUUACCUUUCAUUGUGUAACAUGUAGCAUGGCCAUCUAUUCGGAACCUUGCCCCCCGCGACGCAUCACUGAUCAUGAAGUCACACGCUCUCAGUUUACUAAUAGGAAAAUGUAUGGAAAUUAUUGUUCAAUCGAUCCCUGAGAAAAAUAUGGUGGUUGAAUUUCACGUUCCUCGGUAAGUUUGUUAGUUGUGACAAAAAGUUUAAAUUGGAGCUAAGCGAAUUGUAAUCUAUGCGGUUUUCACACUCAAAGAUCUUAAAUAGAAGUACAAUUAUUCGCCAUAAGGACCUUUUCAGUUCGUGCAAACCACUGAUCUUUUCUGCAGGCCCCCUGUUUCCAUCUGAGAUCAGACUCUAUGGUCCUCGGUCGCAGACCGAAGACCAACUGUAAUAACAAUCUUUUAUUAGGAAACUUUCAUCACAUCACUGUGGUUUUCAGAAAGGUCCCAACUUAGAUUAAAAGAUAUCGUGCAAAAGUUUUUAAAUGGCUCUUUUAACUAGAUUCUAUUGUUUUUUUUUCUGCAUGCUUUAUUUCAUUCUUUUAUCAUUUUCAAACAUUUUUUAUAGUUCUUAACAUAUUUUUACACCUUACACACAUAUAUAUGCUAAUUCUUUUAACUUUAUUACUUACUUGAAAAUGACCGAAGAUCGGUCGAAACGUCGUUUUUUAUCCGUAAUUUUUACUGUGUUAAAUUAUACUAUGUAAAGUAAAAUGAAAGAUACCUAGAAAUAAAAAUAUAUAUAUAUAUAUAAACUAAAUUAAAAUUUGAUAAAAAGCGGCAAUUGAAAUACAAAAAAGCAUUAAAUAAAAAAGCUGCUACAAAUGCUUCGCAUAAAAUUCACAAUGUCAGGUGCAUUUCUAAUUUCUUUGUCUAGAUUAUUCCAAUCUUUCAGAGAGUGAUAACACACUCUGUUUCCCCAAUUUUUGGUUGAAAGGGAUAGUCUAAGCAUGUCUCUAUUUCUUGUGUUAUAAUCAUGAACGUUCCUCUUUGCUUGUAGCUCCAUUGACUGAUCCAUAAGCCAGGCCAUUAAUACACUUGUAAACAUAUACACAGCGAUGAUAAAUCUACGUUGUUCUAGGUUGAGUCACUUCCGUUACAGUUACGAGAACAUCUGUAGCUGACGAAUAAAGUGACCUGUUCAGGAUAAUUUUCGCGGCCUUGUUCUGCAAAACCAGGGGUGACAAAUGGUCUUUACGAGCAUUCGCGAGCAUGCGAGCACUGCGAUUUUUUUGCGAGCACGAGCAGAAAUAAAAAAUUUGUUUUGCGAGCAGCGAGCAGUUCAGACGUACAACUCGCGAGCAGCGAGCAAUUCUUAUAUUUUCCGCUUGGAGCAAUCCAUAUGGAAAUCCUUUUCCUUAAAAUAAAACAGAAAAUAUUUUAAAAGACGAUGUGAUACUCAUCGCUAAGUUCAAAGAGAUCAGUGGACCCUUUAUUUUAGGAAAGCUUGCACAAAACCUUAAGAGAACUUCGUCUAAAGUAAAAACACACUUGUACGCAAGCGAUCCCGAAGAUUGUCUAAUAUUCAAUUACGAGUUCACCGCUCAGGUAGAGAAACAUCUUGUAAUUGGACCAGUUUGGGAAGUGCAGUUCACAGACGAAGAUUUUCAUAUCGAGUUUAACCAAGAGCUCUACGAAGAAUGUCUCGAGCGUACAAGGGGGGUUGAAGAAAGGGACAUGACUGAUGUGGAUGAAGAAGAACUUGAAGAGGAACAAGAUCUCCGUGUCAGAACAACCUCGUCUGGAAGAAUCUUAAAGCUUCCAAACCGUUUUUAUUGA
Messenger RNA from Porites lobata, 2462 nucleotides. NCBI's taxonomy places the organism in Eukaryota, Metazoa, Cnidaria, Anthozoa, Scleractinia, Poritidae. The record is from the annotation of a GenBank genome assembly.